Oryza brachyantha (malo sina) is the source of this 1766-nucleotide messenger RNA. Its product is annotated as probable trehalose-phosphate phosphatase 1. Lineage: Eukaryota; Viridiplantae; Streptophyta; Magnoliopsida; Poales; Poaceae. The record is from RefSeq and is a predicted model, not a curated record. The coding region runs from base 371 to 1483 and encodes 370 amino acids. Gene Ontology annotation, biological process: trehalose biosynthetic process. The transcript is spliced from 12 exons. Gene Ontology annotation, molecular function: trehalose-phosphatase activity.
AGCCAUUCUUCUCCUCCUCUCCUCAGUUCUCAUCUUUCCUCAAUCUGCGUAUCGUCCAACGCAUCUCUCGUUCAGUUCCAGGUUUCUUUCAUUAAGUAAAACUUUCUGAACAUUGAAGUGCAACGGAGCUGGCGUUUUAUGGCUUUUCCUAUGAAGCAGUCCACCUCUCUGAUAUAGAUGUGUCCUCGUUCUGAACAUGAGAAGUUCUCAGGUAUUUCUCUGUUGAUGAACUGCCUCCACACCUGCAGUGACAAGAAAACACUGAAGAAGUGGUUUUUCAUCGACAAGACAGUAGGCUAAAUUCAGUAGCGCACUUGUCCUUGCACGAUCAUCAUAGUUCUUUCUUGACCUCAUCUCCCUAAAUUCCCAAAUGGAUUUGAGCAAUAGCUCACCUGUCAUCACCGAUCCGUUGGCAAUCAGCCAGCCCUUGUUAGGCGGCCUGCCUUCAAAUCUGAUGCAAUUUUCAGUCAUGCCCGGUGGCUACUCGAGCUCUGGCAUGAAUGUGAGCGUCAGUAGGCUCAAAAUCGAGGAAGCCCUUGUCAAUGGGCUGCUGGAUGCCAUGAAAUCCUCGUCACCACGCAGGAGGCUGAAUGUAGCCUUUGGACAGGACAAUUCAGCUGACGAAGACCCUGCUUACAGUGCCUGGAUGGCAAAAUGCCCUUCUGCUUUGACUUCCUUCAAGCAAAUUGUAGCUGGUGCACAAGGCAAGAAGAUUGCUGUGUUUCUAGACUACGACGGUACGUUGUCACCUAUUGUGGAUGAUCCUGACAAAGCAGUGAUGUCUCCUGUGAUGAGAGCUUCUGUGAGAAAUGUUGCGAAGUACUUCCCCACUGCAAUAGUCAGCGGAAGGUCCCGCAACAAGGUGUUUGAAUUUGUAAAACUGAAAGAGCUUUACUAUGCUGGAAGCCAUGGGAUGGACAUAAUGGCAUCUUCAGCAAAUUAUGAGCACAAUGCUGAAAAGUGCAAACAGGCCAGUCUCUUCCAACCUGCUAGUGAAUUUCUGCCAAUGAUCGAUGAGGUUACCGAGUCCCUCUUGCAAGUCGUCAGUGGAAUUGAUGGCGCAACUGUUGAGAACAACAAGUUUUGUGUUUCUGUACAUUACCGCAACGUUGCAGAGGAGGACUGGGAAACGGUUGCACGGCUCGUAAACGAAGUGUUGGAGGCUUUUCCUCGUCUCAAAGUAACCAAUGGGCGAAUGGUUUUAGAGGUUCGCCCGGUGAUCGACUGGGACAAAGGAAAAGCUGUCGAGUUUCUACUUCAGUCACUCGGGCUAGAUGACUCUGAAAAUGUGAUCCCCAUCUACAUUGGAGAUGACAGAACCGACGAAGACGCUUUCAAGGUACUUCGACAGAGAAAUUGCGGUUAUGGAAUACUAGUUUCACAGGUGCCCAAGGAAACUCAAGCCUUCUACUCGCUGAGAGACCCAUCUGAAGUGAUGGAGUUCCUCAAUUUCUUGGUGAGAUGGAAGAAGCACUUAAUGUGAAAAAAAAAAUUGACAGUCUGAGCAGUUUAGUUUUGCUAGUACUACUCCGGCAGAAACAACUGUAGUUUCCGAGGCAGCAAUUUUGAAGCAUUGGACGCUGUAGAUAGAUGUAAUAAGAAUAGUUGUUUCUAAGUAUCUAGUUCCAAUUCAUUCUUAUUGAUCAUUGUUCUUCUGUUAUUCUUGUUCUUCACCACUGAGAAAUUUGAUCAGUGAUGACUGUUCCGGUUUCUUGCCACUGUAACUUGUAAGUUGUAAGCAAGAAGCCAGGAAGACCUUUUGUUAA